Molecule: messenger RNA, 2517 nt
Organism: Orycteropus afer afer
Lineage: Eukaryota; Metazoa; Chordata; Mammalia; Tubulidentata; Orycteropodidae
Source: RefSeq, a predicted model, not a curated record
AUGGAGUGUGCCCUCCAAGGAGAUCUCCAGCCCUCUGGUCUGGAACAUCUGGAGUCAGUGGCAGCCUCAGUGAGAGACUCCCCUGCCAUCCUGUCUUCUCCACAGAAAAACCGAGUGAUUAUGAAUGAGACUGAAAGAGCACUUCAGGCUCAGGCUUCCAAGAGGAAGGGCUUGAGGCUGGGGCCAGGACCAGUGCCUUCAUGCGCCAAGAUGGGGGUCAUGUUGUUCUUGAGAAUGAUUUUUCUGCCCAGCAUGUACUGUGACAUAAAAUCGGAAUAUUACUCCUCCUAUGAAAUUGUCAUCCCACAGAGUUUGACAGCGAAGGGAAGGGAAGACCCAGGAGAAGAGGCGUCAUACAUGCUACACAUACAGGGCCAGAAACAGGUGAUUCACUUGAAGGUGAAGAAAGACUAUUUCGUGAGUAACUUUCCAGUAUUCAGCUACCACAACGGGAUCCUGGGGCAAGAAGUGUCUUUCGUCUCACAGGACUGCCACCAUGAAGGCUACAUAGAAGGCGCCCCAGGCUCUUUUGUUUCUGUCAGCCUCUGUUCAGGCCUCAAGGGCAUCCUGAUUAAGGAGGGACAGUCCUAUGGCAUUGAGCCCAUGGAGUCUUCAAAACAUUUUGAACAUGUGCUGUACACCAUGGCACACCAAGCUCCAGGCUCCUGUAGCGUCACCUCCGACAGGAGUCCAGGGGUGUCCACCAGCCAGCAACGAGGGACCUGGAAGCCUCGUCACCGACAGGCACCUUCCUACUUGUGGUCACACACCAAGUACGUGGAGAUGUUUAUUGUGGUCAACCACCGGCGCUUCCAAAUGUGGGGCAGCAACGUCAGUGAGACAAUCCAGGGAGUGAUGGACAUCAUUGCUCUGGCCAACAGCUUCACUAAGGGAAUAAACACAGAGGUGGUGCUGGCUGGGAUGGAGAUCUGGACCGAGGGGGACCUGAUAGAAGUCCCGGUGGACUUGCAAGUUGCGCUCAGGAAUUUCAACCGCUGGAGACAGCAGAAGCUCUUCCAGCGUGUGAAGCAUGAUGUCGCCCACCUGAUUGUCGGACAUCAUCCUGGACAGAACGUGGGACGGGCAUUUCUCAACGGUGCCUGUUCCGGUGAUUUUGCAGCAGCUGUUGAAUCCUUCCAUCACGAGGAUGUCCUCCUGUUUGCCGCACUCAUGGUCCACGAGCUGGGGCACAACUUGGGUAUUGAGCACGACCAUUCGGCCUGCAUUUGUAAAGAUAAGUACUUUUGCCUCAUGCAUCAAAAUAUCACAAAAGAAAGUGGCUUCAGCAACUGUAGCUCUAACUUCUUUUACCAGUUUCUCCGUGAUCGCAAAGGGGCGUGUCUGUUUAACAAGCCAGGGCACAAAGGUCGCACGCGUAGGGAUGCCAUCUGUGGAAAUGGGGUGGUGGAGGACAUGGAGGAGUGUGACUGUGGUCCUAUCUGUGACAGUCACCCAUGUUGUGACCCAAUAUGCAAACUGAAGCCAGGAACACAGUGCAGUGAAGGACUCUGCUGCUCCGAGUGCCAGCUGAGAAAGAAGGGAUACAUGUGUCGUCCUGCUGGGGAUGAGUGUGACCUCCCAGAGUACUGUCAUGGUGACUCUGAAGAAUGUCCUACAGAUACCUAUAAGCAAGAUGGCACACCCUGUGACAGAACUAACUACUGCUUUAGGGGUCAGUGUAAGAACCCUGAUAAGCAGUGUGUGGCUAUUUAUGGGCACCAAGCCAGGUCUGCCUCAGAAGACUGUUACCAGUCAAUGAACAGCAGAGGAGACCGGUUUGGGAACUGUGGCCGUCCCUCAGAGAAUGACCCAGUUUAUAUUAAGUGUAUAGAUGAUGAUAUAUUCUGUGGGAAACUUGUAUGUACAGAUAUUACAUACUUACCAUCAAUCAAACCCCUACACACACUGAUCCAAGUCCCUUAUGAAGAUAACUGGUGCUGGAGCAUGGAUGUCUUUAAUGGUUCUGACAUCCCUGAUGAGGGAGACAUACGGCCUGGAACUUACUGUGCCCCAAACAAAGUCUGCAUGAAUCACUCCUGCGUGGAUCACGCGGUGUUGAACUACAGCUGCAAACCAGCUGAAAUGUGUAAUGGGAAAGGAGUGUGUAACAAUUUAAGACACUGCCACUGUGAGCCUGGCUUUGCCCCUCCCGACUGCAGGGCAGCAGGAGAUGGAGGUAGUGUGGACAGUGGACCCCCCACGAAUCCUGAUGCUGAAAGCAGACGUGCAAGUGAAAGAAGAAUUCACAGUCCUGUUGGUGCUAAUGCCCACAGACGGGACGAGAACGAAAACGAAAACCAAAGCCUUGGCAAGACAGUGCACAUACUCCCCUUGUUUCUUAUUGUAUUAUUUUUAGGUCUACUUAUUUUUGCCAUCCUGAGGGACAGAAAGCAGUCUUCAGAGACCCAACAAGAGUCUGUAGAAAAUGCCCCAGAAGCAGCCCCAGAAGAGCCUGCACCUGAAGAGGAAGUAGCCAUAGACGGAGGACAAGAAGAACAAGAGGCAGAAAAUGAUUAG